AGGAACAUGCUUUUGGCACCAACGCUGAGUUGUCCUACAGUCCCACUUUCCAAUGGUCUGCAGAUUCCAAUAUUCGGAUUAGGUACCACCUCACAUGAGGGCGGAUACUCCCACAAUGCCGUUGUGUACGCACUCACGGAGUGUGGCGUGCGCCACAUCGACACAGCAAAGCGCUACGGCUGUGAGGAGAAGCUGGGUAACGCUGUCAGAGAAAGUGGGAUACCACGAAGUGAUCUGUGGGUCACCAAUAAACUGUGGCCCGGGGACUAUGGAUACAACGCUGCAAAGAAAGCCUGCCUGGACUCCUGCUCACAGAUGGGCUUUGAAUACUUUGAUCUGUACCUGAUGCACUGGCCAGAAGCAACGCAACCCGGUUGCUCCAACAGGGAGAUGAGAGCUGACACCUGGAGAGCUCUGGAGGAACUGCAUAAAGAAGGGCUGUGCUCUGCUAUUGGAGUGAGCAACUUUUUGGUCCACCACCUUGAAGAGUUAAAGGAAGACUGUAGUGUCGUGCCACAUGUUAACCAGGUGGAGUACCAUCCUUUCCAGCAGCCCAAUCAGCUGAUGAAGUACUGUCGUCAGGAGGGAAUUGUAUUCGAAGGGUACAGUCCUCUGGCCAGAAGUCAAGUCCUCAACAACCCAACCGUUCUUCAGAUCGCACAAAAAUACAGACGCACGCCCGCUCAGAUCUGCAUCCGCUGGAGUAUUCAGAAUGGAGUUGUCACAAUACCAAAAUCCAUAAAAAAGGAGAGGAUUCAAGAAAACUGUCAAGUGUUUGGGUUCCAGUUGGAGGAGUCCGACAUGGCCACUUUAGGAAGCUUGGAUGAUGGAAGACAUGUGACUUGGGAUCCAACAAAUGUGGAGUAACAAACUCGGAUUGUGUUUGUCUUGGAACUAGGUCACUGACAGUUAGCCUUAAGAAAUCUUGAGAUUGUAAGAAGAUUUUAAUUAGUACUUUUGUUCAUUAGAAGUGUGUCCACCCUCGCCUGAAGUAGACUCUACUAUGAUGCCAGAUUAGUUCAUCUCAGUUACCUCUUCUGGAAGGAAUAUACAGAUGUGCAUGUUUAGUCAGUACAAAUACAAUACAAUACAAAUAUCUUCUUUUUAUUUUAAUAGUGCAAGAAUGACAAGCAUCGGUAACAAAGAAAAUAUGAUCUGUACAAGGAGGAAAUUCAACAUCGUUGACACUAUAUACUGUUACUUGACUAGAGUUGUGGUUUAAUCUACUACAAAGGAAUAUAUUACAGAAAGAGCUCAGACUACUUCGACGUAUAGCCUGUGACAUACAUUUUAUCCUCGGCUCUCUUGACCAGAGGUUCAAACAAUAUGCCCAGUAAUAAAAAUAUGGAAUGUUAUUAGUUUCAAGGAGCUGAAACAAAAUUAUACAUUAGACAAUCAGAACCAUUUCAGAUAUUUGCAGUUAAGGGACUUUUAUGACAGAGAAAUGAAGCACAAUGUAAAUCUAGAUUUAAAAUAAAAUGGAAUAGUACCAUUGAACCAUGAUUGGAGAUUACAAAUCAAAGAAAUAUAGAAUACUAUAUAUGUUAUAUCAGCACCUGGAGAGAAGAGGAAACAUAUGUGAAGCUGAUAUGUGAAGAAGAACUAGGUGUUAAUAUUACAGAAGAUAAAUGAUUGCAUGUUUGGAGAACACAACAGUCUUCAACAUCUUCACAUACUGUAUUAGAUUCUUUUCAACACCCCAAAUUAUGAGUCAUUUCUUGUCUGUAGCAAAACCAUGUUGGAGAAGCUACAGGCCAAUAAAUCAUUCACAUGUAUUUUGGCUUUGUCCUAAAAUCUUAGUUUUGAGUACUGUUCACGUGAUAAUCAAAAUGCUGCGCUAUUGUAUACCAAGGGCCACAUGUGGUAGCCUACUGUACUUCAGCAAUAUAUAGUAAAGGAGAUACUGUGUUACGAGAAGGCCGAUGUUGAAAGUCUUGUUUGCGGCUCGUAAGAAGGCCAUUACGAAGAGAUGGUACGAGGCAGAAACACCAACGCAAGAUGGAUGACAGAAAAAUGUGAAAGAAAUAUAUGAUAUGGAACUGUUAACUCACAGGAGAAGAGGUCAAGAGGAGCGACGAAUGGGAUGAAUGGAGGAUGCUUACAUGUCAAUGGAUGGAGAAGAUAAUAUAUGUCACAGGAAUAAAUAGGUUUUGUGAUGUCAAAAGGAUGGUAUGCCAUUAAAAAGUCAUAGCAUAGUAUGUCACAAA
This is a messenger RNA of Anarrhichthys ocellatus (wolf-eel), 2207 nucleotides long. RefSeq names its product glyoxal reductase. Bases 7 to 867 code for a protein of 286 amino acids. Lineage: Eukaryota; Metazoa; Chordata; Actinopteri; Perciformes; Anarhichadidae. The record is from RefSeq and is a predicted model, not a curated record. The transcript has 7 exons.